Pieris napi is the source of this 703-nucleotide messenger RNA. RefSeq lists its product as uncharacterized. The transcript has 3 exons. The record is from RefSeq and is a predicted model, not a curated record. The coding region runs from base 168 to 545 and encodes 125 amino acids. Lineage: Eukaryota; Metazoa; Arthropoda; Insecta; Lepidoptera; Pieridae.
UUGCUAAUAUCUUAUAUAAAUUGCCUAUGGAUACGGUUUAGUCACAAAAAUAUUAAUUUGAAUUAAACAUAGAGUGACCCAUUUGAAUCAAAUAAGAAAUGGAACAAUGAAAUUCUAAGCUGCUGAACUUGUUGGCAUUAAAUCCGGUCAGCGGCCCAGAUGUCAAUAUGUACGCCGUAUACCGAUCAACUGAAUACCCAAUUCCAGUAAUAAUGAGCGCAGACUAUUUAAAUUACGAUGACGUCAGUGACAUUGACGUGAAUUCGCUACCAUUGAAGCCACCACAAGCUUUGAUUCCUCCCGAGAAGGCAAUCCGGCGGACGUGGCAUCCAGUAAUGUGGGAUGAUGGCAGCCAACCAGGAGACCAGCCGAUAGGAGAAGCACACCCACCAUCCAAAGAGUUCCCUCACAAGAAACAAAUCCGUAACAUUAGACGUCUCAUUGCUGAAGGAAAAGUCAAACCUACGUCUGAAACUCUUAUUUUCUUCCUUUGUAAUAAAUUUGCUAUCUCAGAAGAAAGACAAGCGAGGAUGAGAGACUCUUAAAUAUAAAUUUAAUUAACGUUUAAAAUGUAUAAAAUACCUAGUUAGGACUAUUAUACCAUGUUGUAUGAAAAUGGUGAUAUAAAAUUACAUAUGUAUCUUUAGAUAUAAAGUUCGUGAAAAUCAUUCAUUUAUAAAUGAAUUAUAUUUUUGGAAAGUGA